CCACACGGUUCCGUUCCGAAACAUUCCGUUAUAAACAAAACCGAAGAUGGGCACCAUAGCUAACCCUAAAGAGCUCAUAUCGUAACACCUCUAAAUAAUGAUACUCCAUUUACUUCAAGGAUGUUAAUAAUAUAAGUUACAGCAAACGGCUUUCGGCUACAGGUUUAAGCUGCACUCCACCGUUCAACUAGUGACUGCGUUGGCCGGGGUGUUGCUUCCUGCUCAUGGAGAUAUUAAGCCCAUUGGCUCGACUUCGGUCGUCUUUUCUCAGUCUCGGACGCUCGCUGUCAUCUUCCUGCAAACUCCUUGGUCGCAGCAUGGCUUCUGGAUCCGUCUCGCGCUUUGAUUUUCUGGUGGUCGGCGGAGGAUCCGGUGGGCUGGCCGGUGCGAGGAGAGCGGCUGAACUCGGUGCCACCACUGCCGUGAUCGAAAGUCACAGACUCGGAGGUACCUGCGUCAAUGUUGGAUGUGUUCCUAAAAAGGUUAUGUGGAACACAUCCACUCAUGCAGAGUAUCUCCAUGAUCAUGAAGACUAUGGAUUUGAGGGAGCAAAAGCACAUUUCAGCUGGCAAAUCAUAAAACACAAAAGGGAUGCUUACGUGAGUCGCCUGAAUCAGAUUUACAGGAGCAACCUUGAAAAGGGCAAAAUUGAGUUUAUUCAUGGCUAUGCAAGGUUCACAGAUGACCCUGAACCCACAGUUGAAGUCAAUGGGAAGAAAUACACAGCAACCCAUAUCUUAAUCUCCACUGGCGGCCAUCCAUCCACAGUCAGUGAGGAUGAUGUGCCAGGAUCCAGUUUAGGCAUCACCAGUGAUGGGUUCUUUGAACUUGAGUCUUGCCCUAAACGUAGUGUUAUAGUUGGAGCAGGCUAUAUUGCUGUGGAAAUGGCUGGUAUUCUUUCCACUCUUGGGUCUAAAACGUCCAUCAUCAUACGACAAGGAGGGGUGCUGAGGAACUUCGAUGCCUUGAUAAGCUCCAAUUGCACCAAAGAAUUGCAAAAUAAUGGUAUUGACUUACGGAAAAAUACUCAGGUGAAGUCAGUGAAGAAGAAUGGCAAAGGCCUCUCUAUAACACUGGUUACAAAAGACCCUGAUGACAAGGAUUCACAGGAGAAGUUUGACACUAUUAAUGAUGUAGACUGUCUGCUGUGGGCCAUUGGCAGAGAACCCAACACCGCCGGCCUCAACCUCAGUCAAAUAGGUGUGAAACUUGAUGAACGGGGUCAUAUCGUGGUGGAUGAGUUCCAGAACACCUCUCGUCCAGGCGUCUAUGCAGUCGGGGAUGUUUGCGGACGAGCCCUUCUGACACCUGUUGCUAUUGCUGCUGGCAGAAAGCUUGCUCACCGACUGUUUGAGGGCAAAGCAGACUCCAAAGUCGAUUAUAAUAACAUCCCUACAGUAGUGUUCAGCCACCCGCCUAUUGGCACCGUGGGACUAACUGAAGAUGAAGCAGUUAAGACGUAUGGAAAAGACAAGGUGAAGGUUUACACCACUUCUUUCACCCCCAUGUAUUACGCCAUUACCACUCGAAAGAGUCAGUGCAUCAUGAAGUUGGUGUGCGCUGGUGAAAAUGAAAAGGUGGUCGGUCUCCACAUGCAGGGUUUUGGCUGUGAUGAGAUGCUUCAGGGUUUUGCCGUAGCCGUUAACAUGGGGGCGACUAAAGCAGACUUUGACAGAACCAUUGCCAUCCACCCAACGUCCUCAGAGGAGCUAGUAACACUGCGCUAAUCAGUGCCUUUUCAUUACAUCUCCACUGCAAUCCAAAGAGUGUAAAUGUAAACAAAUGUAAUUCCCUGGACUAUUGUUCCAUCUACAGAACUAACAGUGUAACACCACAAGCAUAUGUUUGAUAUUGGUUGUGUAGAAGUUGCACACAGUACAACCAUUUAUCAGGCUGCGUCUCUUGUACAGUACCUCAGAUUUUUCACAGGUAUUAUUGUCUGCUUGGAACGGAGUCAGGUAAAGGCUUGAUUAUGUUAUAGGGUAAAAUUAAAUCUGUUUAAAGUCAAACACUGUUGCUUUUCUCUUAUAUUUCCAGAAUAUUAUAUUCAGAGUUGAUUUCAAUAGUAGCGGGUAGUGAGCAGAGCUUAAUAUGUGUAACAAAUUGUGAAUCAGAAUACAUUUAUUAAAUAGAUUUGUGUC
Molecule: messenger RNA, 2141 nt
Organism: Danio rerio (zebrafish)
Lineage: Eukaryota; Metazoa; Chordata; Actinopteri; Cypriniformes; Danionidae
Source: RefSeq, a predicted model, not a curated record